AUUUUGGUUUAAACCAUUUUUCUUCUUUUUUCUGUAUUUGCUUGUCAAAUAUUUUCGUGGACGUAAUACGCUUAAUCUUUGGUUAAAACCCCCUUUUUUGUGUUUGUUUUUGCUUUUCAAUUUUUUUUUCUCAGGAAAAUGUUCCCCCCCCCUUUGAAAAAUCCUGGAUCCGCCCCUAAUGAAUUUACCUGUUAUUGUAGAUCGUUCAUUCAUAUUUUUAUUAAAAUGCCAAUCACAUCGUGAGUAAUUUCUCCUCUGAAAUUUACCUGGUUCAUAAUAUAUAUAGUUUUACAAAACUAUAAUAUGCAUCGCGCUCUCCCACUUAUCUGGGUUCGACACCAAACGAUUAUAUAUAAGUGGAGUCCUAAAUUUACAAACAUGGCCAUAAAAGGGUUCGCGCCAACUUGAUACCCCAAACUGGUAAACGUCGACCGUUUUAGCGUCAAAUUUACAGCCAUUAUUUUUUUCUAUUUAGUAUUUUUUCUUGUCAAAUUUUUGAGGAGACAAAUGCAUGUCGAAACAAAUUUAGUGUCUCCCUUUUUUGUUGACAUGAACUUUCUUUUUACAAAGUUACCCCCUCCCCUUAAAAUAACGGAUUAAACAUAUAUAACAUAUGAUUCGAACAUAACAAUACAAUCAUGUGACCAAACGUGUUUGGAAUCCUGAUAAAGAGAAAUGCCUCUUUGAAUAAUCAAAAGGGAUUAACAUUUGCUGUCCCAAGGGAGUAGUUAUCAUGACAAUGUGGUUGGAAGGUCAAUAUCAUCGAUCUGUUUUACUUCUCAUCUGAAAUUGAAUAAUAAACAAACAGUACUAAUUGACUGAUCGUACAAUGACAGUCCUUCAUUGGCAUAUACAUUGUGGGCUUUAUAGGGACACUGGACACCCAAAGUUCCAUGACCAAGACAAACAAAAGAAAUAUAAGGCGAAACAGAAAGUAAGUGAAAAGGAAUAGGAUUACAUACUUAUUAUUUUGUAACAUUACGUCAUGGUAUAUUACAAAAUUAGAUAUUUAUUUUUUAAAAUAUCAACAUUUUUUGUGGUGUAAAUUGGGUCGUUGACACCAUUGCAAUCCUGUAUGGUCCCAUAUAUCACAUGUAAUUCUGAAUUCAAUAAAAUAAUAAGAGCUUGUAUGUCGAAGUAGAUAUUAGAACUAUUUUAUCAAACAAAUCAUCUUUCUAUGAUAAUUCUUCACUUUUCCCCCAUUAUUAUCAAAUGUACGAUGGUACACCAUAAGUACAGAAUGUAGGUGAAAGUUUUAGGUCUUUAUUUGGUGUUAAUUUUAUUGUACCUGUAAUUCAAACUGUUACUGAUAUGCUUGUUUGAAAUACAAGGGAUUACUUUAUCCGACGCGAUAAUAAACUUUCAUCUUUUAUUUCACAACACAUCUACCAACAACAAAGAAAGACCAUGCAGUGACCAUCACAAGUGCAUGAAGACACGAUCGAUCAUUAAUCUUACAGGGCAUGUAUGGAGUGCCUAGUUGAUGAAUUUGGUGCAUGGCCGGCAUGCAAAACCUCAUAUUAAGAUGAUCGAUCCGGGUGAGAUUAAGGCGAGUUAAAAUCCGGCAUCUUUAAAGAACAAACAUCAGGAGCUGAACAGUACUGACACGACGUCGAAUUUCAUAAGAAGAAUGGAGGAAUAAUCAAUUUUAUUCAUCAAACAGUUCUGCAAGCUCGCUGUCUGUUCAUCGUUAAAUAUAAAUCUAUGCUUAGAUGAAGUUCAAUUCCCCUGGUGCUUCUCAAUUUCUGCCCAUUGCCAAGCAAUUAAACCUGAUGCUUAUAAAUAAACAAGAAUUAUUUUGCAACGAAUCUCUCGAAAUGGCUGGCAUAGGGAAUGGAAGCUUCACAUGAUCACAUCGAUCUUUAUCCAAUUAUGAAAAAUGGAAUUGAAUUUGAUAUGAAUUCCUUCUCAUUAAUUCCAUCCCCGUAAAGUUCAAGCGUGAUACCAUUACCAUAGCAACGGGAUAUAAUGUAUCACAUUCAUGGUAGAUCAUCCAAUUACAACUUCAUCAAUGCCAGUGUAUAUCCAUGGAAUAAAAAAGACUGGACUGAAAUUGAUUAGCCAGGGUGCAGGAUAGUCUCUCUCGCCUGAGCCUCGUUGGUUUCUUGUUUCGGAUGAGCACUCUGUAUUCCGAAGUCCAAGCUAAUUAAGCAAAUUACAUUUUGGCACAACCGUGAAGUACAGGCCGGGAAAGUCAUGAUAUAUUGAACAAAACCUAUAUGCUGAUGAAUCGGAGAGUUAUUUAGAAUUUAGCCACCACGGGAGUGAAUAUAAAAAUGACAUUAUUAUUUGAGCUCUAUAUAUAUAUAAAAGGAAAUGAGAAAAUAUACGGGAAAAGCUGUUCAUACUUUUACGCGCGGAAGAUGAGUAUCCAUCGGAGAAGAAUCCUGGAUAAUGGACUCGUAAGAUCAUAAUUUUUGAAUAUUUUGAAAGAAUACAAAUUUGUUUCAUUCGUCGAACGUGACAUUUUUACGUGAAAAUGGAUGAAAUGCGAUCGAAUACUUCCACUUCGAGUGGGAGAUCGAUUGGGACGUCGAUGUCGAAGAAAAACCAACAGAAACUCUCCUUGGAGAUCACCUGGAAGAGCCUCGAUCAGGAGCGUCAGCACUUCUUGAAGCUGAUGGCGCUGAACGAAAAACUCCUCCGGAACAGACAGGAGAAGAGAGACAACCGAAUAGCCCAUCUGCAGUCACAUCUUACCGCACCGCAGAUUGCCGAGAUAGAAACCAUCAGGAAAAAGAAGAAAGAACCAAAGAGGUUGGCUGCAGCGGAAAGGAGCAGUCUCGAGGAAGCUGAUGUUGAAAGUCCGAGGGGAAUCGACUCGCCAGACGGGGUAAGUGGCGGGAAGGAUGCUCCGUCUUGUAGAACAAUCCAAUCUUUAACUAAUGAUACGCUAGGUGGAAGAUCGAGAUCCUUUUAUGGACACGAGCGGAGUACAGACAGUCGAGUGGCAUCUGACAGUAAAUGCGAUACGCCGUUGGAGGUUGUGAAUAACCCGAAAGAGAAAAGUGUAACUUUCUUGAAAGAAAGGACUUCUCAAAGUGCACCGAAGAUCAGAGAAAAGUCUUUCACAGAUACACCCUUAAGAACACACCCACCAACAAGGUCUUUGUUGAAACCCAAUAAAUCUGCAUUGACAAGGAGUACACCCAAUUUAGACCAGGUUGGUAUAAAACCUACUUUGAACAUGUCGACGGUUCCAUCUCGGAUGCGAGCAUCGUCCUCGUCGUCGUCGCCAUCCACGUUCUCUUGUCAUGAAGAAAGCAAACGAGAAAUGGAGAGAAGACGUUCCCGAAGUGUCGGCAGCUCCGAUCGCAGUAGGACACCUUUAUCCCCUGGACACCAGGCUAGCUCUAGUGUGUUCCGUGAUGCCAUGGAUGCCAUCAAAAAAGAACGAACGAGGACGGAUAUGAGAAACCUCAUGGUUAUUGAAAACGGGCUGCAAUUGAUGCACCUUCAGCGCCGCAAAGAUGAACUUAUAGCUGAAAUAGGAGAAAUGGUCAAACGCGAUCGGGACUUUGCUCAGAGACAGCAAGUCUUUCGCCCGCCCAGCCCGAAGAAGAAAGUCACGCUGACGUCGCUUACGCAGGCGGAACUCAUAAACGCCGCAUCCCAGGGUGCCGACAUCAACGACCUCCGCAAGGAGAUACGACGUCGAAAGAACGAGCGUAUGAGGGAGCGAAUGAAGAUGGACAUACCUGCUGAUCAGCUGAAGAGGAAAGAUCACGAAACCGAAGAUGAAUACGCCAAGAGAAUCGAGAAAUGGUGGCGAGAUAUGAGGAAAGUCAGAUAUCUGAGACGGGCUUCGACGAAACAAGACUUCAGCGAUGUCGUCACACUGGCCAUGGCUCAGAAAAAUAAUGACAAUAUCUGGAGACAGAGCCUGAGAGAUAAUUUGUUUUAGUAAAUAUCACUUAAUGGUCAGUGUUAAUUGGUUAUGUGAUAAUGAAUAUUUAUGACCGCUUGCUCUGGCACCAGUUGGUCUAGUAUUGGGACCCGUUUCAUAAAAUUUACUAUCAUAGCAAUGCCAUCCACCCUUUUGGUUAUGAUAAUAUAUAGGCCUACGGUGUAUUUUUUUAUGUUGCCGUGUAGUCAUAAGCGCAUAAUUAUAAUGAUAUC
Molecule: messenger RNA, 4119 nt
Organism: Lytechinus variegatus (green sea urchin)
Lineage: Eukaryota; Metazoa; Echinodermata; Echinoidea; Temnopleuroida; Toxopneustidae
Product: KH domain-containing protein akap-1-like
Exons: 2
Coding region: 2480-3904 (474 amino acids)
Source: RefSeq, a predicted model, not a curated record